CUGGAAGUAAAAAACAGUGGACGUACAAAAUCACUGGAGUUGCCCGAGGGGGCGGUGUUGGUCGAGGUCUGGCCACCCUCCAUCGUGGGCUAGAUGGGUCGCGACCGAUCGAACAAGCAACGGGCUCAACAACGUCGCAGUCUGGACGGGAAGGCGAAGAAACAAGGUUUACCACCAGGGAGAACAGCUCCAAAGAAUCAGAAAAGAAAGUAUUUAAUGGAAGGAGGGAGAGGGGAAAAUAGGAAAAUACAAGGAAAUGGAUCAGGAAGAAUAGAAAGAAAGAAAGAAAAGAGGGAAAGGAAAAAAGAAGAGGGAAAAAAGAAAAAGAGGUAAGGAUGAACCGGUCGGAUAGAAGAAAUCAACUAAAAUGAUGGAAAAUGCAAAAUCAAAUAGAAAAUAAGAUGAAAAUAUAAUGAAAAAAAAAAAUAAUAAUAAUAAAAAAUAGAACAG
Messenger RNA from Aspergillus campestris IBT 28561, 450 nucleotides. RefSeq lists its product as uncharacterized. Bases 94 to 333 code for a protein of 79 amino acids. The transcript has a single exon. Lineage: Eukaryota; Fungi; Ascomycota; Eurotiomycetes; Eurotiales; Aspergillaceae. The record is from RefSeq and is a predicted model, not a curated record.